AUGUCAAAACAUCAACAACAACAUAAUAAACAGCAAACAGGAAAUAACUUUUCCGUUCUAACUGUAGAUCCAAGUAUUGAAGAUGAUUCAUCAUCAACAAGAAAAGCAUCAAUGAAUCAAAUGAUUUCCUUUCCAUCAUCACUUUCUCCUCAACAGGAAGUCUUGAAAUCUAUUCGAUUGAUUCUCCGUCUUGAUAAAUCAAAAUUAAUUGAUCAACUCAAUUCAAUGAUGGAUAAUUUUAAGAAAGUUCUUCAUCAGUUAUUGAAUAUAGGACAAGUUAGAAAGGAAAAUAUUGAAUUUUAUUGCGAGUGGAUGAGAAUGAUCAAACAUUUGUGUAUUGGAGGAGGUGAUAAGGUUUCGUUUCGUUUGGGAAAUGAAACAGAUAUUAUUCCAUGGCUGUUGUAUAUUGCUUUUGAUGCCAAUGUUGUGAAUGAACAGUUUAUUGAUGGAGAAAUUGUUAGAUUAGCCUGUACAACCAUCCAUGCACUAAUUGAUAACGUUGAUGAGAAUAGAAUAAUUGUCAGAGAAAGUAGAGGAUUAAAGAAUUUUCUCGACCUGAUCCGAGUGAACCAACAAAGUUUUGCUGUAAAUAGUGAGUGCAAGAGAUGUGCUCUGUUGGUGUUAGAAAAGUUUUGCAUCAAUUCAUCUAACAAAUCCCUCUUCCCAAUUAUUAAUGGAACACAAAUAGUAAUUGAUCAAAUGAAUCAAGCAUAUAAUACCAUAAUGAAUUCACCAAAGAAACAAAUUGAUGUUGUACUGUAUGGAAUAAUUGAGGCAUGUUCGAGAGUAUUGAGAUCACUCUGUUUAAAUCAUCAAAAGAAUACAGAUGACAUUUCAUCAAAGACUCCAAUUGCUCCUCUCAUUUUGUGUAUUUUAAACUCUUUGAAUGUUUCAAUGAGUGGUGGAAAGAAUGAAAAAUCUACAUCCUCCUCAGAAGGAUACAAAACGUUGAAAGUUCAGGAUAAUGAUUUCUCCGAGUUACUUUCCCAUAUACUUUUCAUAUUAUUGGCCAUCUCACAAAAAGAAAAUCGAAAGACGGAACUGAUUGAAAUACAUUCAACACUGAAAGAGGAAAAUCAAUUUUUAGAAUUGUUACUUUCCCUUGUGUGCUACUUGUAUUCUUCAUCUUCUUCGAGUGGCAGUAAUUAUACCAGAAAGGCUUUCAAUCAAACUCUUUCAAUUCUUGCAAAUUUGAGCUCAAUAGAAAAGGUGAGAAAGGAACUCAUAUCACAAAAGGAAGGAAAAUCAAACAGCUCUAAAUAUUUCAAUUACUAUCUGGACAAGAAGUAUCUGAAUGGAGCUCAAGUAAUACAUGUGCAAUUCACACGAUUUGGAACCUUGAAAACCUCUCAGAAUAUCGAAGAACAGGAAGAAAGAAGUUUUGCAGAGAGUGUCUUGUCUCUGUUCACUCACAUUGGAGAGUAUAAUUUUAAGGAUUUGUACUUGUUUAUUGGGAUGAAAGUAACAGAAGUUUUGAAUCAUGUCUAUACAAUUAUUAAUCAUACCAAUGACAUCAUCAUUUUGCAACAUUGUUUAUACUUGAUUAGAAUGUAUCUAUCACAAGAGAACAGAUCCAUUGUGGAGGGUGUUACUAAUGACCAUUUGACCAAAGCUGCGGAAUGUAUUCUAUCAAUUUUGAAUAGAGAGUUCAUUAUUAAUCAAUCAUUCACCUCUACAUUACACUUAAAGUCGCAAUAUCACUCAGAUGUUGAAUUGGCCAAUCUGCAAUAUUCUUGCCUGACCACAUUCAACUCGCUUAAUUUGCAAGAUGUUGGAAUCUGGAGAGCCCUUAUUGAGAAGGCCCAAAAGUCCAUUCACUAUCACAGAUUAUGCGAUUGGAUCAUUCAAAUGGAAUUGGUAGAGAAGAACUCUCGUGUCUUGCUGGCCAUUCUCGAGAUUCUUAACCAAAUGGUUCAAUAUGAAAAGGUAGAUAUUAGAGAUAUUGCACUUCUUGGUAUUGGCUCCAAGAUUAUCAAACUUUUAGAUCAUGAAAUGUUUCAAGAUAUUGCCAUCUAUCUAAUCUAUAGUCUUUCAUUAGAUUCAAUCUUUAAGCAAACAUUUAUAUUUGGUGGGGGACUGAAAAAGCUUUUCAAACUUGCCAAAAUCAACGAAGCGACCUUUCUCAAUAAUGUUUUAAAGAUAUUUACCAACUUUUCUAGGAAGGACAGAAAUGCAAAAGUGGCAAUAGCUGAAACUGGUUGUCUCGAUUACAUUUUAAACAGAUUUUCCACUGACAAGACCUAUACAAACAAAAAUAUCAAGAAUACAGUUGCCUUGUUGCAGAGUCUUUCAGAGGUACCUACAUUGGCAACGUUUAUUGCAUCUUUCGAUAUAGUUCCUAACCUGGUAAAACUAUUGACAUCAUCAGAAUCCUGUGCCAUUUUGGAACAAGCAACUAAUUUGAUUUUUUCUGUAAUUACGAUUGCCAAAUAUGAGCAAGGAAGAAAAAGGGUUAUUGAACAUUUCAAAGACUUGAUUCCUUUCCUCCAUUGUGAGAUUCCUGAGGCACAAGAGAAUGUGAUUAACAUCUUCUCUAAUAUUGCUGCCAUACCUCAACAUCAAAAAGCAUUGAAGGAAGGAGGAUUAGUCACUGAACUGGAAAAUUUAGUGGAAGGUGAUGAUCAAUACAUUAGUUUGUUGGCUCAAUUGGCUUUGAACAAUUUUUCAGGAAAGAAGGGAGAGGAGAGUCUCAAAAACAAGCUCCUUACUGCUGCAAACAAAUCUGAGGACUUUAAAGCAAAGAAAGAAUCCAUCGAGAAGCAAUAUGUCAAAAAGUACGAAAAUGAAAUCAAGAGAGAAUCUGUCAUGUGGAAUAGCUUGUCAAGCAGCUUGAAUACCAACGCCUAUGAAAAGUUGAAUAUUGAAAUCAAUUGGAGUUUCUUUGAUGAGUUGAGUUCAGAAGCAGAAAAGAGAAGAGCUUUCCACUUACUCAAGGAAACCUCUUGGAGAAAUCUCAGAGAAUCAAUUUCUCUGUUUUGCAAUCAAUCCCCAGUCCAUAAUAGAACCUUCCUUACUUGUGUAAAUAUUCUGGUUGUCGAAUUUGAAAUGACAUCCUAUUUGGCUUACAAACCAAUUCUUGGAAACAUGAAUGCCGACUUUGCUGAGCUUCCAAUGUCAGCAAGAAGCAACAGAAAGACAUGUGCCACUCUGAAGAAUAUUUCAACCUCUGAAUCUGUUGCAGAAACAUACAAGAGAAAGUACAACAAGUUGGGUGUCCUAUUCUACAAUAUUGGUUACGAUGAUAUGAAUACAAUGAGUAAGGAGGACUUUGUUGCUGGUCUCAAUCGUCUCCUCCAAGAAGAUAUUUCCAAGAUUAGAGAAAUUACUCCCAAGUCAGUCCUUGAAACUGAUAGUCUCAAAUUCAGACCUUUCAAGAAGGAAAUUCAAAAAGAGGAUCAAAAAGUACAUUCGAGAAACAACUCUCUCAAUGAUUUGGGUCUUGCUCCAAUGAAUUUGACAGAUGACCAAAUGUUACUUGCCAAGAAUCCAAUGCUAUUCCUGAAAGAACAAGCCAGACAAACCUACAAGGGAUCUCUAUAUUUGCAAAGUUUUGCCACCCUCAUCAAAACCAAGUACUUUACCCAAUAUACAGAGGAUGAUGAAAAGGCCUUUGCAUUCUGUUUUGAAAAAAUCAAAGCUAUCGAGGAGACAUUUAUUAAGGGAUGGAAAGUUGUCAAAUAUAAUAAGAGUGGUUUGAAGCAAGAGAGAUUUAUUCUACUCACUGACAAGAAUUACUACACAAUCAAAUUUGACUAUUCCAAGAAACAUGUCGAUACUAAACAUACCAAGCCACAUGAUUUAUCCAAUAUUCAUGUCAUUGAUAUUGGAUGUUUUGAAAAGACAAGUUCUCCAUGCCUCGUUGUCUACUGCAAAGAAAAGACUAGUAAGAGUAAGAAAUCAUUCGCCAAAACUGCCAAGAAGAGCUUCAAACUCUCCAGCACUGCUGAUUUAUCCCUAGCCACUUUGGAUCAUGAGAUUGUAAUUGAUAAGAAUAGGCCUUCUACUUUGGAUUGUUAUUGUAAUAUAUUUUGUGGUUUGAAUGAAAGUAAUUCCUCAACAUCAGUCUCCUCAAAUACUCCCACCUCUGCUCCUAGUGCAGCAGAUCUUCUUUCCUUCAAUACCUUAGGAAAUCAGGUACAAGUUGAUGAAUCUAACAAGAUUAUUUUGGAAGAAAUUGCAUGGAGCAUAUAUGCUUCUGCUUGUUGUUUAAGAGGUCAACAAUUGUUUGAACCUUACUUGGAACAAAUUAUUGACAAACCAAAGCAAGGUAUUACCAGUUUCAUCUAUAACAAGCUGGGAUUUGGAAACUUAAAGUAACCUUAAAAUUUCAAUCUUUUUCAUUGACGCACACAAUAUUAUUAAUUGUAUUAUUAAUCAUCAUUAACAUGUUAAUAAAAACAAUUAUCAUCAGAUAUGUGUGGAUU
Molecule: messenger RNA, 4424 nt
Organism: Naegleria gruberi
Lineage: Eukaryota; Heterolobosea; Eutetramitea; Acrasida; Naegleriidae
Product: armadillo repeat domain-containing protein
Exons: 4
Coding region: 1-4317 (1438 amino acids)
Source: RefSeq, a predicted model, not a curated record